CCACCCAUCCAUCCAAAAAAUUCCUUGUAAACAAAAGCAAGCAAAGCAAAAUCCAGGACUCACUGCACUGCACUGCUAUUCAAUUCAAUUCAAAUUCAAAUUCCUCUCUGGAUCUCUCAGCUCAGAGCUCAUGGGAGGAGCUCAAGCUCUGAGCCUUGAUAAAAGUAGCCGCCAUGUUUCCGCAGCAACUAAUUACGAAAACAUGGGGCUAGAAGAGUACGAGAUUGGAGGAGAGAAGGGGGCUCCGAGAAUCGUGUGGGUUGUUGGAUCAGUUGUGGAGAAGAUGAUUAAGAAGAAUGAGAAGAUGAUGAAAGGGUGGAAGAUGAAAGAUGUGAAGAUCACUGCAUUUCAUGGCGCCAGAGCUCCUUCUUUGGGCGUUCAUCAGUAUAUUGACCGGAUUUUCAGGUACUCCAGCUGUAGCCCCGCCUGUUUCGUGGUUGCUUAUAUAUACUUGGAACGCUUCCUUAGCCAGACCGCCGGUUUUCUGACGUCACUUAACGUUCACCGCCUUUUGAUUACUAGUAUCAUGUUGGCCGCCAAGUUUCUAGACGAUGACUGUUACAACAACGCAUACUACGCAAAGGUUGGGGGGAUUACAAACUCGGAACUGAACAAGCUGGAGAUGAAGUUUUUGACGAGUCUUGAUUUCAGGCUGCAUGUAAGUGUAGACACCUUCAAUAGCUAUUGUUUGCAGCUAGAAAGAGAAGGGAACAAUGGGGAGACUACUCAGAUUGACCGGCCGGCUAAAAUUUUCGGCUAUGUGUGCGGCCGUGCACGUGCACCCAACAUUGCUUGUAGAGCUGUUUAAUAUUGAGAUUUUCAACUCAACUCAACUCUCUAUAUUUGUUGAAUGCAUAUUAAAAACUUAUCCCGGCAGAUGCCUCAACAGUAUACACCAGAUGUCACUUGACCACAA
Molecule: messenger RNA, 916 nt
Organism: Ipomoea triloba (trilobed morning glory)
Lineage: Eukaryota; Viridiplantae; Streptophyta; Magnoliopsida; Solanales; Convolvulaceae
Product: cyclin-U1-1
Exons: 2
Coding region: 131-808 (225 amino acids)
Biological process (GO): regulation of cyclin-dependent protein serine/threonine kinase activity
Molecular function (GO): protein kinase binding
Source: RefSeq, a predicted model, not a curated record